AUGGCCCACCAUCGUCAAGGAACCCGCCAGACUCACAGGAGUUCAGAAGGCGCCGGCUUUCCUCCGCGGUCCUCCUCACGCCUCGACCGCGAAGCCGCCCACCGAUCCGCCCCCGCCGCUCCUCCCUCGCGACCCGCCGCUGCGCCCCCUGUUGUCGAUCCCGUCGCACCUCGCCCCAGAGACCGGUCUGUCCUCGCAGCCGACGUCCCCGACAGCUACCGCGACUCCUUCACAUCAAUCGUUGACGAUCCCUUCUUCCAGCGAUUUGACGACCACAACAUACGCGACCUGCAGCUAAUCAUCGGUGCCACUGGCGUCGGCAAAUCUUCCUAUAUCCAGCGCGUUCUCGGCCUCUCGCGCCCACCAAUCUCCAAUGCUUCGAGCGUCCGCCUCGUCGUCGAUAACAUGACCUUUGGCGUCACACUACUCGAGCUCGAUCUUGAAUACUUCGACAUGAGCCCCGCCCAUCCCAUACAAUGGCCAAAACAGAUCAACGGUCACAUCGUGCCUCGCGUCGAUGGCGCGCUAAUAUUAUAUGAUGUUACCAAGGGGGAAACAAUGAAGGAACUCCCCGAAACUAUCGCUGCUUUGACCAAAGCCGGCCUUCCGGCCGUCCUCGUCGCCAACAAAUGUGACCCUGGCAACGUUCGCCAGGUCGACACGCAGCUCGUUGCCAAUCAUGACUUGUUCAAAUCAUGCGUUGCUACCUACAACCUUUCCUCCAACGCGCCCGAAAGAGCACGAGCCUGCCUGCACACAGUGGUCAAGGCGGCAGUCGCCAACCGCAAGGAUCCUCAAGGGGCUGAGCCGGCAGCGUCGCGUCGGCGCGCGGCAUCCACUGCUAAUCUCGACACACUCGACGCACCCACCAAUCGACCCCUCAGCCAGCAGAGCAAACACAGCCGCGCAAGCUCGGAUCUGUCCCUGCUGCGUGGUGCGCCUAUCGACCAGUACCGACCAUCGUCCCGAAGCCCCCGACUGGCCGCUUUCAACAAUGCCCAACCGGGCGCCUCGACCUUCGCAGCAGAGCCUUCUGGCGACGAAUUCCAUCAAUCCGUCUCGAGUAUGCUCCGGACGCCUGGAAUUCGACUAGACCGAGCGCCGAACGACUCCUUCUUGGACAUGGACGAAUCAGACGCCGAAUCACGCAACAGCCCCGAUGACAUACCCAUCCUGCAACGCAAUGACGAGGCUCUCUCUGAUAAGCCUGCCAAGGCUGCCGCCGGCGUGUCAUUUGGUGAGCUCGUUGAUCGGCUGAUCUCGUUGAAGAUGUCGAGAGCCGAUCACAACUUUCUCGAGGUGUUCCUAUGCCUCUACCGGAAGUUUGCCGCCCCAGGCGAGCUCUUCUCAUCUAUACUGAUUAGGCUCGACCGCGUUCGGGACGACAAGACGGCGCACCACCUGACCAAGACAGCCAUUCAGCUUCGCAUCAUUGAGGUUGUGGCUCGAUGGGUAUCUUUGUAUCCAGGGGAUUUCGCCCGUCCUGCCACGCGACGGAAUCUGGAGGAUUUCAUACGCCAUCUCUCCACAGAACCCAUAUUCUGCAUUGCAGCGCGGCAGAUCCGCCAGCAUCUCGAACAUAGCGUGGUGGAAGACGAUGACACCGGUUGGGCCAAGUCAGAUGACGUCGCUGACAAGGCGGCCAGUCGGGUUUUGUCCAAGGAAGCGUCACGAUCCAUGUCGGACAUUUCUGUCGGCGUGAGCAGCUUGUAUCUGGACGACGACAAGAUGGGCGACGACAGACCAUCUGGCAGUUCCGACAUCUUGCAGGUCGACAGGGUCAACAGCUUUGUUUCUUUGCAGUCCUUCGAUGACUAUGAGAGGGAGGCUGCCACCAUGGAGCCGACUGACGUCUUGCCCAUGAACAAGUUCCGCUAUCAUAUUUUUAUGGACAUUCCCGAAGACGACAUAGCCGAAGAAAUGACGCGGAUUGAUUGGGUCAUGUUCUCGUCAAUUCGCAUUCGAGAUUUCGUCCGGCACGUCAGCCUGCCAAUUGACCAGCGCGCCAAGUGCAGGAGCUUGAAGAACGUGAAUCGCAUGAUCAACCACUUCAACCAUGUAGCAAAAUGGGCAGCAAACUUGAUCCUGCUGAGAGACAAGCCAAAGCACCGAGCACAGAUGCUAGAAAAGUUCAUGGCUGUUGCGGGCAAGCUCCGACGCAUGAACAACUACAGCGGCUUGGCAGCGGUAUUGGCUGGCAUCAACGGAACUGCAGUGCAUCGGCUGGCACAGACCUGGGCGCUGGUGCCGCCGGACAGGAAGCGGGCGUUUGCUAAGUUGGGCAUCCUCAUGGGCACGCAGAAGAGUCACUUUGCGUACAGACUGGCGUGGGAGAACUCACCACUACCCCGGAUCCCGUACAUCCCUCUGCAUCGUCGAGAUCUGGUCUCGGCUGAAGAAGGCAGCAAAACAUUUAUUGGCACGGACAGCGAUCGGAUCAACUGGAAAAAGUUCGAGGUUCUCGGCGAAAUCUUGCUGCCCAUCAUGAAGAGUCAGAGUACAGCCUAUCCAAAUCUCACGAAGCUGGAAUCAGCUCGGGAGCUCAUCUUGGAUUGCCGCAUGCCUACAGACGAUGAAGAGAUUUACCAGCGCAGCGUGCAAGUGGAGAGCACAACAGGGGGGCCAUCGGACCUGUCGAAGAAGAAGUUUCCAUGGUUCGCCAACGAGCCGGUGAAGAGCACGGGCAGGCAAGGGUGGCAUGGGCACAUGGAACUGGCAGCCCACUGUAACGUCUCCAUCGAGGCUCUGCGGCUCUGGGAUGUGUCCAAACGGAAGGGCUGGCAGGUUGGCAGGCAGGCUGGCUGGCUCACGCUCGAGUGGCAGACAAGGCGGGCGUGA
This is a messenger RNA of Verticillium alfalfae VaMs.102, 2838 nucleotides long. RefSeq names its product aimless RasGEF. The record is from RefSeq and is a predicted model, not a curated record. NCBI's taxonomy places the organism in Eukaryota, Fungi, Ascomycota, Sordariomycetes, Glomerellales, Plectosphaerellaceae. Gene Ontology annotation, cellular component: plasma membrane. The transcript has 6 exons. Gene Ontology annotation, biological process: Ras protein signal transduction; positive regulation of GTPase activity. Gene Ontology annotation, molecular function: guanyl-nucleotide exchange factor activity; GTP binding; GTPase activity. Bases 1 to 2838 code for a protein of 945 amino acids.